CCAACAGUCUUGUUCCGAAUUCGAAGAAGAACAAACGGUUUUUGUUUCUCCACUCAAGUCUAGGUUAUGAGAUAAGCAUUUAACAGCAAAGAUAACAUCUUCAUCACUGAGCAUAACAAGCUUUCGUGAAAGGAAAAAUCUCUGCUUUGUUAAACAGGUCUUGGAUUCUGAGAGAUGACUUCAUCAAAUUUGCUACUUGAGGUUCACUUCUUCCGUAUUCCAAAUCUGUCUCCAAAGCAGGCUAAUCUCUGUUAUGGAGUCCGUUUGGUGAAUCCUGUAUCUUGCGGAAAAUUGUCUUGUUUAGAUUGGAAGAAAGAAAUUGGGCUAAAAAGGGAUGUUUAUAUGAGAUGCCAGACUAGUGUGUGCAUUGACCAUGUUGAUGAUCUUGAGGAGAAGAGAAGCUCAGAGUUCCAUCACUAUGGUGUCGGUAAUAAUAACUUCAGAGCCAAAGUGAAGUCGAGCAAGCAUCUAGGUUCUUCGGGUUUAUCAUCUGAUGGACCACUUAUCGAGAACGAAGAAGAGACGAACAAUGAGAUCCUUCAUAACCUGUGCAGCUACGGGAAGUUAACUGACGCGUGCAAACUUGUCGAGAUGAUGGCACGUCACAAUCAGGUUCCUCAUUUUCCUUCUUGCACAAACUUAGUCCGUGGUCUAGCCAGAAUCGAUCAAAUGGACAAAGCAAUGGGUAUCUUGAGAAUAAUGGUGAUGUCUGGUGGGGUUCCAGAUACCAUUACAUACAACAUGGUCAUUGGAAAUCUUUGCAAGAAAAGGCAUUUGAGAUCUGCAUUGGUCCUCUUAGAAGAAAUGAGUUUGAGUGGGAGCUCUCCAGAUGUGAUCACAUAUAACACAGUGAUACGGUGUAUGUUCGAUCAUGGGAAUGCUGAGCAAGCCAUUGGGUUUUGGAAGGAUCAACUGCGGAAUGGUUGCCCUCCAUAUAUGAUUACAUACACGGUUUUGGUCGAACUCGUGUGCAGGUACUGUGGAAGCGCUCGAGCUAUGGAGGUUCUAGAAGACAUGGCAGUGGAAGGUUGUUAUCCUGAUAUCGUCACAUAUAACUCUCUGGUAAACUAUAACUGCAGGCGAGGGAAUUUAGAGGAGGUGGCUUUGGUUAUUCAGCAUAUUGUAUCUCAUGGAUUGGAACUGAAUACUGUAACUUACAACACUCUUCUACAUUCCCUUUGCUCCCACGGGUACUGGGAUGCAGUGGACGAGAUUCUAAAUAUCAUGUACCAGACUUCCUACUGCUGUCCAACGGCUAUCACUUACAACAUCCUGAUCAACGGUUUCUGCAAAGCCGGGCUUUUGAGUCGUGCAAUCGAUUUCUUCUACCAAAUGCUGGAACAAAAGUGCUUGCCUGACAUUGUCACUUACAAUACAGUUCUAGGGGCCAUGUCCAAAGAGGGAAUGGUCAAUGAGUCGAUAGAGUUACUUGCAUUGCUAGGAAACACGAGGUGCUCGCCGGGAUUGAUAACUUACAACUCUGUAAUCGAUGGGUUGGCUAGAAAGGGUCUGAUGGAGAAAGCAUUGGAGCUGUACCAUCAGAUGCUAGAAGCUGGAAUCUUUCCCGAUGAUAUAACCCGUCGUUCUUUGAUUUAUGGUUUCUGCCGGGCAAACCUAGUUGAAGAAGCAAGUCAAGUUUUAAAGGAGACGAGCAAUAGAGGGAAUGGAAUCAGAGGUAGCACUUACAAGUUGGUGAUUCAAGGGCUAUGCAAGAAUAAAGAGGUGGAAAUGGCGUUACAGGUUGCUGAGAUUAUGCUAACGAGUGGAUGUAAGCCAGAUGAGACGAUAUAUACCACAAUAAUUAAAGGCGUGGAAGAGAUGGGAAUGGGAAGUGAGGCUGAUCAGUUGCAGAAGAAGCUGAAGCAAUGGAAACUCUUGAGAGAAAUGUAGAAAACGUAUUCGAAGCGUUUCUUUUGUUGGUUCUUUUUGGCCUUUUGUACAGGAAACCAGUUUUGUAAGUCGGCAAUGGUUGAAUUAGAUAGCUUAGGCCUCCAAUUACACAAGUACGUUUCAGUGUACUGUCACAUUUCUGGUCACUCUUUUGCCCUUGCCUUUUUUUUGUAUUGUAUUAUCCACAGCUUCAAAUUCGACUUUUACGUUA
Molecule: messenger RNA, 2101 nt
Organism: Eutrema salsugineum
Lineage: Eukaryota; Viridiplantae; Streptophyta; Magnoliopsida; Brassicales; Brassicaceae
Product: pentatricopeptide repeat-containing protein At1g08610
Exons: 2
Coding region: 175-1890 (571 amino acids)
Molecular function (GO): protein binding
Source: RefSeq, a predicted model, not a curated record